Molecule: messenger RNA, 6518 nt
Organism: Orbicella faveolata
Lineage: Eukaryota; Metazoa; Cnidaria; Anthozoa; Scleractinia; Merulinidae
Product: fibroblast growth factor receptor 4-like
Biological process (GO): multicellular organism development; cell surface receptor protein tyrosine kinase signaling pathway; positive regulation of kinase activity
Cellular component (GO): plasma membrane; signaling receptor complex
Molecular function (GO): ATP binding; transmembrane receptor protein tyrosine kinase activity
Source: RefSeq, a predicted model, not a curated record
AGUGUCAUCGGUUGUUCAUUGAAGCGUGACAUGUGUUAAAUAUUCCACGUUCUGUUUUGACGAGAGCUUCGGUACAAACUCGUUUCAUCGAAGUUUUCGAGUGGUACCAGGAACCCUACAUUCUGGACACUUAGGAAAAAGUCCAGUUGAAACAUCUGUGGCCUCGGAAUCCGUAACUAAACGAACACAUGAAUGGGAAAGCGAAUCGAACAGAACAAUGUCGCGUGCACGCCAACAUUAGGGAGAAUGCUGAAAUGAAAUGACCGAUCCUUCUCGUUAGAAGACGUUCAUUUACGUCAAAAGACUACUGGUGUAAUUCCAGUUUUACACAAGGAACGACGAAAUUCUGACCGUGAAGAAGGCGCCCCGUCAGGACUCCCGACAGAAGACGCUCUCCGAGUACGUGAGCUAAUGUUGGCUGGAGUUUCAGAGGACAUUAUAACGUUAGAAAAUGGCCUUAGCUUUCUUUGGUCGUGAUGGUAUAUUCAGCGUUUUCAUUCUUCUCGGAAUUGUUGGAAUUUCAGCUCAACAAUCUGGAGUUCCUCCUCAAGUGAAAAAUUCUUCUCCUCCAAGGGUCGUCAAACCCGUUGGUGAAGAAGAAGUCAAACUGGUCUGUAACGUGAGAGAUGCUCAGAACUACACGUGGUAUAAAAACGGUAAAGCCAUUCUUCAAUCGUCCGGACGUUACACAGUAAGGAGUAAGAGAUUUCUACGAAUAACCGGCCGCGUUCAAAAAUCCGACAGUGGAGUGUUUGUUUGCGUGGCAGCGAACAGUUAUGGAAGUGCAAACUGCACCAUAAGAUUGAUAGUUGAAGACCCAACAGUUUCACCUACGAACAUUACAGGAGAAAAGCCACAAUUCCUUUAUCCAACGAAAAUGGAGGCGAUAAAAUCGGCUUAUAAGGAAGGCGACAAGUUUACACUGACGUGCGAGGCCAAAGGUGUCCCAGCUCCGGUAGUCACGUGGUACAAGGACGACAAGGUGUUUCAAGGAAGACACAGAGCCGGCGAGUUUAUAGCAACAGGGCAAUAUGACUACAUUAUUAACUUCUUUGGAGUGGAUGUCGCUGAUGAGGGGAAUUACACAUGCAUUGUAUCGAACAUGUAUGGCCGAUUAACAUAUUCGUACAACUUUGACGUAAUUGAGAAAAUCCGCAGCGUUCCUCACAUAUUUAUCAUAUGGGAACAGGAAGAACCUGUCUAUGCUGGUAGCAACCUUGAACUGCACUGUAUUGUACUCACAAAGGAUCCCGAUACUAGAUAUCGUUGGUAUUACCGUGAUUCUGACGUCCCGGAUGACAAGAAGUUAGGCACUCUCAUAAACCAGAGCCUGUACGAACUAACGCAGCGUCAAAACGGCGACCAAAAUGGCCAAAAUGGCCAACGUUGGCCAAAAUGGGAGCUAAAACUGAAGUUGAAAAACGUGUCUGCGGCUGAUUCCGGACAGUAUGCAUGUCAAGCUGAAAACGUUGUUGGUAAUGAUACACGGUUCACCCACCUCAAUGUCACAAUCAGACCCAUUACCCCGUCAGCAACAGGUGCGCCAGUGAUCACCACUCUGGUAGAUACGCGUACCCCUGCCUCAGAACAUGCGCAGUCAGAUCCACCUUUAUUAACACCGCUGGAGAUCGGCCUGUUUGUCGCGGGCGCCGUCAUCAUGAUAGUGCUGAUCGUCGCUGUCCUUUGCGUCUGUAUACACGUGAAGAACCGUAGGAAGAGUAUGAAGCUACCGGACGCUAAAUACGACGUUGCUAGGGAAAGUGUUGUCAUUGAACCACAAAGUUUCUCCCGAAGGACGGCAUCUGUGUCCUCGACUGGAUCAGCGGCAGCUUUGUUCAUGCGACAGAGGAGUAUUCGUGGUCGCCUGGAGUCGAGGCUAACACAGGUGUCGGAAAUCGAGGUGCCAUAUGACGAGGCUUGGGAGCUGGAUAGAAGCCAGUUGGUUUUCUCUGAGAUACUGGGCGAGGGAGCGUUUGGCCGAGUUCUUAAAGCAGAAGCUCUUGGUCUGGGUUUCACGGUAGCUGUCAAGAUGCUAAAAGAGGAUGCAACAGAUCAAGAAUUAAUGGAUUUGGUGUCAGAGAUGAAGGUGAUGAAAACAAUAGGAAAACACAAGAACAUCAUUAAUUUAUUGGGAGUCUGCACUCAGGAAGGCCCCUUGUUUGUUGUGGUAGAAUACGCGGCCCUUGGCAACCUGCGUCAGUUCCUACAAGAAAGAAGACCUGGGUUAGAAUAUCAUGAUGGCGUUGAUGCCCAGUCUCCGAAGCAACUCACUGUUCAAGAUCUGCUAUCUUUCUGUUAUCAAGUAGCAAAGGGAAUGGAAUUCCUCUCAUCAAGGAAGUGCAUUCAUCGAGAUCUGGCAGCUCGAAAUAUUCUGGUGGCUAAAGAUAGGGUCAUGAAGAUUGCUGAUUUCGGUCUUGCAAGGAACGUGCAUGAAGACGAUUAUUACAGAAAAACAACAGACGGAAGACUUCCAGUGAAGUGGAUGGCGCUUGAGGCAUUGAUUGACAGAGUCUACACCACCCAAAGUGACGUGUGGUCGUUUGGAGUGUUGACGUGGGAAAUUGUAACAUUUGGUGGCUCUCCAUAUCCCGGCAUACCAGUGGAAAAUCUCUAUGGGCUGCUCAAGUCCGGUUAUAGGAUGAAACGACCAAUCAAUUGCGACAGAGAAUUGUAUCAGCUCAUGCUAAACUGCUGGAGUGAGUUUGCCGACAAAAGACCAACUUUUCCGGAUCUUGUGGGAGAAUUCGAUCGUAUGAUAACGAUGCUCUCAGACAAGGAAUAUCUUGACCUUCAGCCACCACUUGUGAGUCCACUGUCUGCAAGAACGCCUUCAUCUUCCGAAGAAGACAACGUCUUCGGAAGUUCAGAAAACGUGUGUGAUUUGUCGAAAAGUAGCAACAGUUUGAAUUUUCACGACGGAGAAGUCUCCCAAGAUGGCGCGCAUGAUGUGGGACAUGUUGAAGAUGGUGAUGGCUACGCUGACAUUCGCCGUCAGCCCGUCAAUGAGCCACUUCUUGAUUCCUGCGGAAGCAAAACGUCGUUAGCUUCUAAAUCCUCACUUUUCGCCAAACGAAAACUCGACCAACUCAACGGGAGUAUCGUCUCGCUUUCCUCACAACUAAGUAAACAAUUUCGUGGGCUAGAAGACAACGAAGAGCACAACAAAGAAGAAAAUGUCGGUCUUUUAGAUGGGGAAGUCGAUCAAGGAAGCGACGAUGCUUUUGAAACUGGUGACAUCAAAAAUUCGAAAAGUUUACCGGAGCCAUCACAAGGUGGUCGCGCCUCAGGAAGACCACAAGACAGCGGUGCCAUGGAAACAAGUCUGGAUUCCGGAGAAAUUGAUCCUGCUGUAUUGAUCGAGUACGCACGCCCAGAAAAGACAAAUCCCACAAGAAGACCCUCCAAACAGAGCGAUGUCUAACGUUGAAGCAAUUAAAAAGAAACCUUGGAAACUACAGAUAGAUGUGUUUGAAUGUGCGAGGUGACUGUUUCUUAUCUUUGUCUUUAACGGAAAUGCUCGUCACUGGAAAGUCCUCGCCUUAAAUGGAUUCUUGGCGACGUAGUAAAGAGCAGCAGAACAUAUCCGAGGAAAGAGAAAAAAGGAUCAGAGCCAUGCUGCCUCGCAUCGAGACCUUACCGAGCUUUUGAUGCUACCAAGUCUAGCUGCUCUUAUAUAUUGGCACCUGCCUCCAAACAAACGGAACUUUCAGAUACCGACAAUUUUCGACUAGGAAAUGUCAAUUACACGAAUGGAAUGCAUUCAAUUACCAAGCAUACACUUACCGUUAGCUUGUGACGUCACUUACAUAUGUAUGGGUAAGCAAAAUCGCACACCAACCUCGUUCUCAGGUUCUCUCUCCUCUGCUUCCCUUGGUCGUUGGAAGAAAGACCCUGGUUGCGGCUGGUCACGUGACCACCCAGAAUCUGGGUGGUAAAAAAAUGUGUUUGGUGGGAGGGGUGGCAGAGUGUUUUGAUUGUUGCUGGGAAAAACUUUGUGGGUUUCAAAAACUCGAGCAGUCGCUAAAAACUACCCGCUUUAUCGGGAUUUAAUGUGGAAUUUUGCCGAUGAAGAAUGCUACAUUAUUCUGCCGUCUCCAAAAUAUGGAAGACUUUCGUUCACAACUAAGGAAUUCGGCAGCCGAAUGAAGCUCAAACUUUUCGACAGUUAGCACAUUAAAACGUCAGGUACCGAAUCGAAGUGAAACCAGUGGAUUAGUCUCUUGAAUCUUUGAAUUCGGAGGUAAUUUAUUUUCAUCGUGAGCAGCAUUUUGGAUGUUAAAAAGUAUUUCUGUCCCACGGCCGAUUAGCCAAGUAUUCUGACUUGCAUUUGAUUGACAGCAAUGUAAAAUGAUUUACAGUUUUGUUGACUUAAGCCUGCACUAUACAUGUAAUACAGUUUUAAACAGUUUUACUUUUUAGUAAUUCAACCGGCUGGAAUUGAAAUCAGAGUGAUACUGGAUUUAUAUAAAUAUAUUUCGUCUGACCUGUGUGAAACUGUAAGACUGGAGAAUUUCGAAGGCGUAUUUGCCUGUGUGUGGUUUAAUAUAGAGAUGACCAGCGAUGACCAGCGAUCGCCUUUCUUUCGCUUCAGUUGAGGUCUACAAAAAUUAUUCGUUAACUCUACCCCCGUGGAAAAGUUUGUGUCACAGGUGGUCACGUGACCAGCAGCAACCAGGGUCUUUCUUCCAACGACCAAGGGAGGCAGAGGAGAGAGAGCCUGGGAACGAGGUUAAUCGCGCACAUUUUCAUUUUGUGCCGGACAAGCAAAUAUAGAUCUUCUCAAAGAAGAUGUAAAGACUAAGGUUGUAACGUUCCUUUACUCCCCGCUACUCUUUUCCUCCAAGGUUUAUGCCAGUCCUUACGUAUCGCAGAUACUCAGGAAGUUACUCAGCCAAACAACUGUAUUCGCCCUGUGAACCGUAGAGGAGCGAGGCGAACUAGAAUUUAAGAGGGAGGACCUAGUUAAGGGUUCUUCUACCCUAAAUAUUGUAGUUAAUAACAAAGUUGGCUGCCCUUUCUCUCUCUCAGCUUGGAAGUUGGGGAGGAAGAUAAAUAUUUCCUAAGAAGGCAUGAGAUUUUUGUCGUAGACAGUAAGUGUGCAAGCCGUUUGCCAGACUGUUACAGGUUUUUGUUUGUUUUCCUAACGAACAACUUACCCCUUUUAUAAAGGAAUUUUUUAUUUAUUUCUUACUAUUUUUAAAUGGUAGAAAAACAUUAGACUACGCCGAGAGUCUGAUGAGAUUUAACUGAUUGCUGAGAAUUGGUCAAAAUUUUGACUGUCAGCUAAGAAAUAAUGGAUGUUUUUUUAUUUUUUUUCAACCGAUAGCUGAUAUUUUUUUGUCUUAUUAUUUUACUUUUUUGAUAGAUGAUAUUUUACAGUGAUAGCUGAGAUCUGAGCUAGCACAAUGUAGUGAUAGCUGACUGAGAACGUGGUCUGACAAUUUGAUAACUGAGAUUCCAGCUUCCCAAUUACGCCCCGUCCACCCCACGCCGGAGAAAUUUGAAAACGCAGCUUUAUUUCUCCGGUUAGGCCUACCGUCCACACUAAUCCGUCACGAAAACGGAGCUUUUCGAAAACGCUCUACAAACCGGAAGAAUAUGAAAACGCCGGAUUUGCGUUUAGUGUGGACGGAAAACAUUUUGAAAACGGAGCUUUUCGAAAACGAUGACAUUACGAUAUACAUGUGAUUUCCCCACCCGAGUCUUCCUCAAACACAAAUCCAAAAUGGCAAAGUGUGGACGAAAAACAUUUGAUGCGUUUUCAGGGUGAAAACGCCGUUUCAAACUUUUUCUGCGUAGAGUAGACGGGCCUUAACGAAAUUAAAUUGUAACUUUUGUUUUCAAAUUCAAGUGAAGUCGUGCUUCACGAUGAAGUCUAUAUAGGGCUAAAACAAGAUCAAUAGUAUAACAAGGAAAUAUUUCAUGAAGUGAAUUUUGGUUGGAAGCGAGGGAAAUUUACCACGAAACGAAUGAAAAUAAUACAAAAAUUUCCUGGCUUCCAUCUCGAACCUUUGGGACAAAUAUUGUCCUCCUCUCAGUUGUACAUUGUGAGUUAAAGAAUCCGUACCUGUCCUGUUCACACCAAAAUUCAAAUCCCGUAAUGGAAAGCUUGAUUUUAUCUUUAGCUCAACGUAUUUAGUUAGUUCAAACUGGGAAUGCGGUCGAUGCAACCUCGCUUUAGCGAAAAAUUUCUUCGGGAAAUAAGUGUUAGUUUAGGUCUUAAGUACAGAUCCCGUUUUCAAGAAUGCGUCCGUGUUUACCAGCAGAUAGGUUACUAAGCAACACUGUUAACCUAGUGGCACUUUCUGAUUGGAUAAUACGAAAACUGUUCAUAUUCUUUGUUCUUGUGGGAGGAUUUGAAGAAAAAGACAAUGAUUUCCCGAAAUGUGUUCAGUAAUGUUAAUAUGGUAAUAGUCAAAAUAUCUUAAACCGCACGCCUCAACAGUAAAAUUAAUGCAUGCGUUUUAAAACUCUCAAAGAGUAUAAAUGUCUGAUUAAAAGGUCACGGAAUAAUUGUU